Messenger RNA from Nematostella vectensis (starlet sea anemone), 1633 nucleotides. Its product is annotated as lactadherin. The record is from RefSeq and is a predicted model, not a curated record. The transcript has 2 exons. NCBI's taxonomy places the organism in Eukaryota, Metazoa, Cnidaria, Anthozoa, Actiniaria, Edwardsiidae. Bases 682 to 1140 code for a protein of 152 amino acids.
AUACGCGAGCUUGCCAUCUGAAUAUCAAGCCUACACAAGGAUUAGAUACGCGAGAUGCCCAUCUAAAACAACCCUUCACAAUAUGAUUAGAUACGCGAGCUUGGCAUCUGAAUCAAAUCUUUACAGGGAUUAGAUAGUUACGCGAGGUGCCCAUCUGAAUCAAGCCUUCACAGCGAUUAGAUACGCGAGGUGCCAAUCUGAAUCAAGCCUUCACAGCGAUUAGAUACGCGAACUUGCCAUCCAGCUCAAGCCUUCACAGCGAUUAGAUACGCGAGCUUGCCAUCUGAAUCAAGCCUUCACAGCGAUAAGAUACGCGAGCUUGCCAUCUGAAUAUCAAUCCUACACAGCGAUUAGAUAAGCGAGCUUGCCAUCUGAAUAUCAAGCCUACUCAGCGAUUAGAUACGCGAGAUGGCUAUCUAGAUCAAGCCUACAGAGGGAGUAGAUACACGAGAUGCCCAUCUAAAACAAGCCUUCAUAAAAUGAUUAAAUACGCGAGCUUGCCAUCUGAAUCAAUCCUUCACAGCGAUAAGAUACGAGAGCUUGCAAUCUGAAUCAAGCCUUCACAGCGAUAAGAUACGAGAGCUUGCAAUCUGAAUCAAGCCUUCACAGCGAUUAGAACCGGAAAACACUUGUUUUUUUAUUUUCAUUUUAUUUUACAUAGAUUGUGCGUUCGCGUUAGGAAUGGAGAAUGAACGUAUCCUUAAUUCCCAAAUCACCGCCUCCUCUUCCUUUGGACCUAACCAUACGCCGUGGCAAGCACGCCUUAACAAUCAAAUGAUCAAUGGCGGCAGUACUGGGUCCUGGUCAGCUCAAACCAGUACCAUUGAUGAGUGGCUACAAGUCGACCUUGGCUCAGAGAAGACCAUCACCAAAGUUGCCACUCAGGGGAGACCGAAUAAUCCUCAUAAUUUUUAUCAGUGGGUGAAGAGCUAUGCGAUACGGCACAGUCUGGAUCGAGCUACCUGGUCAUUCUGCUCAGAAGGAGGGGCCAUUAAGGAGUUCCAGGGAAACACGGAUCGAAAUACUCUGGUGUCCAACUAUCUUCCAGAGCCUGUCCGAGCGAGAUAUGUCCGAUUUGUUGUCAAGGCGUGGGAAGGUCAUAUCUCAAUGAGAGCGGAGAUCUACGGGUGUGAUGACUGACCGAACUACCAGCUUCGACCGGACGACCAGGGCCCAUUGUUUCGAGCUCAAUUUUAAAUCGACUUCCUUGAAUUAAUGGUUUCAAUUUCACGAGUUUGGCGAAUAUGCCUUUUGAACUUUGGAGAAAACCUCACGAUAGGUAAUGAUUUUGAAAUUGAAGAAUCUCGAACUCGAAUAAAAGCUCGCAAAUGAUCUUCUAUAAUAAUCCAUAAUAAUAUUCUAUAAAUAAUAUAUUCCAAUUUCAUUUUUUAAUUAAUUUAAUUCUACUUUCAUUUUCUAAUUUUAUGCAUUGUAUUUAUUACUUGUAAGUAUAAUAAAGUAUCUAUGAGGACCCUCAUAAAAAUCACCCAAGUGGUAAUAAGGCCUCCUUUUUGAAUAUAUAAUUAUUAUUAUCAUUAUUAUUAUUAGGAUCAUUGGCAUUGCCAUUGAUGCAUACAUCCAAACAAUUGUAAUCGAAUUUUAGAACAAUUGUAUCCAAGCACAAGUUUGUUUA